AUGGCCGACCUGAUUGGGUUGAUGGUCGAGCCCCGGCCGCCGGCGAGGAAGAGAAGGCGAAUCGUCAUAUCCUGCUUCGAGUGCCACCGGCGCAAACAAAAGGUACAGAAUCCUCCUACCCGGUUUGUGAUCUAUUUGACCAUUCGAGUUUCCCCCAGAAAAACUUCGCUAACGUGUCCCCGUUUGUUCGUUGCGGUAAUUCAGUGCGACAGAGAGCUACCGUGUGGGAACUGCGUCACCCGAAAUCGAGAAGCGAGCUGCGCCUAUGAGGCCGGCGCCCCGACCUCUAAAAGCCUGAAAGAGAGCACUUGUGUGGACGACUCACAGCGGACGCAGAGCCCUCCCCGUGGAAUGGCCGGCGGUCGCCCCGCCGGACGCGGCAGCACCGACGAUCCGACGCUGACGUCCAUGGCCGCAGCGCUCGGCUACUCGCAAACGCGGCCCUCGACUAUGAGCCUCCUGCGCACCAUCGAGACAGCCGACCAGCAACCCGGCGGCGGCCGUCGACCCGGCGGUGCGUCGUUGCAGCUCCUCGGCACGCAUCAGAGCGAGCUCGCGCCAAUCCGCGAAAAGUACAAGAGCCUGGUGCGGCAGCUGCCAGCCAAGACGUACAUUGACCGACUUGUCGGCAUGUACUUUGCGGACCUGCAUCAACAGUACAACUUCGUCGACCAGGCGAUCUUCUUCGAGCAGCUGGCCGAGUGGGACCAGCUGCCCUUUGCGCUGCUCUCGUCGCCUGAGGCGCUGCGCCCGGCGAUGCGCUUCUUCCCCGCGCUGCUCUUCCAGAUCCUCGCCACGGCGCUGCUGCUUCUGCCCCCGGGCACGCCGGACCCCGUCUUCGACGCGCUCAAGUACGCCGGCGGUAUGACGUUUGAGGACCUCGCGACCGACUACAGCGACUCUGGCGCCGCCAUCGUCAACCUGUUUGGCAAGAGUGCGCUGGACGAGGUGACGGUGCAGGCGCAAUUUAUACGCGCGCUGUUUCAAAAGUACACGGCGCAUGUGAUUGAAUGUUGGCAUGGUAUUGCGGCGGCCAUCCGGGAUGCGCAAGAACUAGGCAUGCACCGCGAUGCUCUAGAUCCGAAACCUGAGGACUCGAGCGUGGAAAGCAUUCUAAAAAACCAGUGGCGCAUAUUACACAGAAGGAAGAUGUACAUGAUGCUGGUAUCAUGGGACAUCAACAUGGCAGUAUUCUUGGGCCGCCCGGGCAGCGUCGUUUGGGCGCAUGGGCUGCCCUCUUUACCGGUCGACGCGCCGGCUCCCACAGACUGCUCCAAGACGCCGAUCGAGUCGCGCGACGAGGCGGUCGACCCGCCGACGCUCAUCACGCGGCAGCUGUUCCUGUUCAAGCUGGCCAACGCGGUGCGCUUCGUGCUCGACCUCGAGCCCGACGGCUCGCACCCCAAGGACUUCUCCAAGGUGGACCACGUGCACCGGCUCAUGGACGCGCUGCGCGCCGAGGUGCCGCCCGCCUUCCGCCUCGAGAACCCGGACCGGCGGUGGGACGCGCACCCGGCUUGCUCCGGGUGGAUCCGGCAGACGCGGCUGUACCUGCGGCAGCUGCACCACUUUGGCGUCAUGGCGCUGCACCGGCCGUACAUCUUCCACCGGCGCGCGAGCCGCGCGGCGGCGCUGCGCGCGGCCGUCGACAUGCUGGGCGUGCAGCGGCAGACGUUCGACGGCCUGCCGCUCGUGCAGUGGCGCAGCUUCCACCUCUUCUUCGGCAGCUUCGACGCCGUCGUCGUCGUCGCGUCCAUCUUCAUCCUGUUCCCGCGCGAGAGCCCGGCGCUGCGGGACAGCGCCGCGCGCCGCCUCCACUGGACGAUCGCCAAGUUCGAGGCCAUCCGUGAGCACAACGCGGUGGCGCGCGCCGCGCAGGGCGUGCUCACCGCGAUCCGGUCGCGGUUCGUCAAGGCGGUCGGCGAAGGCGGGGCGACGACGAGUCCGGACGCCGAGGGUGAGGUGACGCCGGGCAGCGACAAGGCAGCGACGGGUCCGGCGACGGUAGCCUCGGGUGGCGGGAGCAGCGGCGCAUCGACGAAUGGCUUGUCCUUGGACAUUUCGCCGAGCGACGGCAGCAGCAGCGCGGCGGAGCCCUGGGGUGAGACCGGCACCGGCGCGGAUGGUGCUGGUGCGUGGGUGCUUCCGGAAGGUAGCCUGUCCUCGCUGGCGCCCAUAUAUCCCACGUCCGACCUGCUCUUCAACGACCUGGUGGCAAAGUAUGGCGACUCGAACCCGGCAAACUGCGCGUUAGACCCGGUUGACGCGCAGCAGCAGCUGUCUGGCGACGGGUUCGGCUCAUUGUACCAGUUCGACGGCGACUUUGCGGCGGACAACACGUUUUGGCAGUUUAUGAAUCAGUUCAACCCGGACUUUACGGGCUGA
Messenger RNA from Cordyceps fumosorosea ARSEF 2679, 2385 nucleotides. RefSeq names its product Fungal transcriptional regulatory protein. Gene Ontology annotation, biological process: DNA-templated transcription; regulation of DNA-templated transcription. The transcript has 3 exons. NCBI's taxonomy places the organism in Eukaryota, Fungi, Ascomycota, Sordariomycetes, Hypocreales, Cordycipitaceae. Gene Ontology annotation, cellular component: nucleus. Gene Ontology annotation, molecular function: DNA-binding transcription factor activity, RNA polymerase II-specific; DNA binding; zinc ion binding. The record is from RefSeq and is a predicted model, not a curated record. The coding region runs from base 1 to 2385 and encodes 794 amino acids.